Messenger RNA from Diaporthe citri, 189 nucleotides. RefSeq lists its product as uncharacterized. The record is from RefSeq and is a predicted model, not a curated record. The coding region runs from base 1 to 189 and encodes 62 amino acids. Lineage: Eukaryota; Fungi; Ascomycota; Sordariomycetes; Diaporthales; Diaporthaceae. The transcript is spliced from 2 exons.
AUGGAGGGCAGGAGCUGGGGCGUGACAGGUGUAGGAUGGGGUAUUAGGAAUUCGACUCUCUUCGAGCUCGUCGAGCGAUUUGAAGAGAACAUUAAUCAGUAUCGUCAGGCCGCGCCGCUUACUCCCAUGGUCUUUAACUGGGGUCCUACCACGCUGGCUGAGUCCGUUAUCAGGCACGUGCCUUUUUGA